Messenger RNA from Rotaria sordida, 336 nucleotides. NCBI's taxonomy places the organism in Eukaryota, Metazoa, Rotifera, Eurotatoria, Philodinida, Philodinidae. The record is from the annotation of a GenBank genome assembly.
AUGCAUUCAAUAAAUUUCUUAGAUGAAAUAUAUGAUGUACCUGAUGAUGAAAAUGAUUUACGAACACCGGUUGAAAAAACAGAACUUGAUCUAUUUUCAGCAGAUGAAACAAGAAUUGAUAAUAAUAUGAAUAUUUUAUCUUACUGGAAUUUAAACGAAAUAUUAAAAGAAAUUUAUCCUCCAGCAGUUGAACAUUGCACAAAAAGACAAAGUAGUUUAAUUUCGACUGAUUCAAUACCAUCAAUAACACUUAAUAAAAAAAUCAAAUUAAUGACAGAAACUCAAGAAGUCGAUGAAGCAACAACCGACGAAGAUAAUGAUGAUGAACAACUUUAG